This is a messenger RNA of Linepithema humile (Argentine ant), 2418 nucleotides long. Its product is annotated as chromobox protein homolog 1. Gene Ontology annotation, biological process: negative regulation of transcription by RNA polymerase II; chromatin organization. Gene Ontology annotation, molecular function: chromatin binding. Gene Ontology annotation, cellular component: pericentric heterochromatin. The record is from RefSeq and is a predicted model, not a curated record. Lineage: Eukaryota; Metazoa; Arthropoda; Insecta; Hymenoptera; Formicidae.
UUAGAACGCGGCGGGAAGGGACCGGUCGGCCGAUCGUCGACGCCAUCGAGGCGGGUGAAUAACGGAAAAGCCGGCAGAGUGAGAAAAACCGAUAAGAGGACGAAGAAGACGGAUAAAAUAGAAGUGCAAAAAUCGGGAAGAUUUUGCAGUGUUUGCAGUUUCUUGGUGUUUUCGGCGAAAUUGAGCCCUUGCGAACGCCAGUUGCACUCUGAAACGGCACUGUAGAGGUAUUAUGCGUCGGUUGAGCAUGAAAAACAAACAUAGAAAAUCGGAGACGGCAAGCGACAGCGAAUCAGAGAAAAAUGGCGGCGCACGCAUAGCCACCGAUAGCGACGAAAAUGAUGACGCGCUCGUAACGCGAAAGUCCGCCUCGAAGAGACGCUCGUCGCGCGGUGCAUCGGCUCAGAAGCCGGCGACGGAAAAUGCGGAAGCGGAUGAUGGUAAUAAGGAUGACUCCGCGGCAGAAAAAGAGCAAACGAAUGGCGAGAAGACCGCUGGACAGAAACUUUCUAAUAAACGCAGAAAGAAAGAGGAUCAGAAGGCAUCCACCUCCGCUCGGGACAAAUCCCCUGACAACGAGUACGAGGUAGAGGAGCUGAUUAAUCUGCGUACCAUUAAAGGUCGCAGACAAUUUUUAGUGCGAUGGAAAGGUUACGGAGAGUCUGCUGAUACUUGGGAAAAUGAGAAAGAUCUGAGUUGUCCCGAACUAAUCCAGGAGUAUUUAGCUAAGGAAAGAGAAAAGGAUAUAAAAUCGUCAAAAACUGGAUCAGUCAAGGCAGACAGAUCUAGAAAAUCUAAAGGAAAUUCUAAAAUAAAGACGGAAAAUGAAGAAAAUAUUAAGGAAAAAGAAAAAGAAGGUUCAAAGGAGUUUGAAGUCGAGAAAAUAGUCGAAGUACGUUUUAAAAAGAAUGGUUCAAGAGAAUUCUUAAUUAGAUGGAAGGGAUUUGGUCCAGUUGAUGAUACAUGGGAGCCGGAAAAGAAUCUGAAUUGCCCGGACCUCAUAUCUAAGUUUAUGCAAAAAGUGGAGCGAGCAAAGAUCUCCGACAUGCGAGAACUCAGAACAAAUCGAGUGCACACUAAACGAUAUACAUUAUCGACACAAGACAGCGGGAGGAGAUUGUCGAAACGUAACAAAGACAAGCAAAGGGCAACUUAUCAUGAGUGCGACUAAUGAAGAUGAAUGACACAGUCUCAUAAUCUUUAUUUUAAUCUUAACCCCUUAACACGCAAGCCCGUGUUAACUUCGGGUAUGAAAAAUAAUUAUUACUAAAAAAUCACACUAUUUAUGUAUACGUAUCUGAUGAGUAUAGAUGCUUGUCAAGAAUGUUUAAGUUUUGUUUAUUCUGUUAUCAACCAUUAAAACCUGUGCGUUAAGGGGUUAAAGAGAGAAUUUACUUUAUAUAUAGUCAGUAGUUUUGCAAAAAAAGAACAGAAAGCGGUUUGAGAGAAAGAAAUAAACAAAAAGAAUAUAUCAAAAAUAAUUUGCUAUACAUGGUUAGCUUGUACUUCUAAACUAGAGAUUAUAAGUAUAUAAUAUAAAUGCACAUCUUUUCAAAGAAGAUAGAGAAUCUCUGUGAAUAAAUCAGGCAGGUAACUCAUAUAGGCAUCAUACUGUUUAUUUUAGACUUUUUUUUUAUCAGAGAUACUUGUGGACAAAUUAUAAGUAUAACUUAAGGCUUCUGAUCUUUUAGCAAUGUUGAAUUAUAACAAAAUUUUAUACUUUUUUACAUUUUACAUUAUAUAUUAAAAUCAAUUUAUUGUUUGUAUUGGAUAAAAUAUAGUGAAAACUUAUCAUUUUGUAAAUUAAUUUUAUGUAUUAAAAAACGCAGAAAAACUAAGUGUUUUUGAAUGAAUGAAUUUUCGACAAAAGUUGAUUAAUGAUGUCAUUGAAUUGUCUCUACUAAUAAAAUUUGAAUUUGUAGUAAUUGAUCUAAGAUGUAUCAAAGUCUGUUCACUCAAAAACGCUAUAAGUUUUUGGUAUAGUGUACAAAUUUAUAUUGUCAAGUGUGAAUGGUGACUAAGAUUUUGGCAUUUAAUGCAGAGAAAAUCGUAUAUCAUUGACGUUAUAAUUCAAUAUAGUUACAAAGGCCAAGAGGCUUUAAGAUUAGAAUGAAAAGAAUAAGAUAUAGCUCUAUUUCGAAUACAUUUUAGAUCAUAAAAAGUAAUCUUCUUUCAUAUAAAAAUGUUUUCUGUGCAUGCACAAGAGAUAUAACUAAGCUACGUUACAGUAAUAACAUUCAUGUAUUAAACUAAUAUUUUUCCCUAAGAUAAGUUUUUUAAAAAGAAAAAAAGGAUUUGAAGCUGUAUUGUGUGUGUCCUAUUAAACUACGACAAAUGGUUUUCACUAAUUUGUCAAUAUGCAAUAUGAAAUUACUAUAAUUAUAGCAUAAGAAAAUUAAAGAAAACACUAAUGUUUAA